Messenger RNA from Raphanus sativus (radish), 1068 nucleotides. Its product is annotated as protein COFACTOR ASSEMBLY OF COMPLEX C SUBUNIT B CCB4, chloroplastic. Gene Ontology annotation, cellular component: chloroplast. Bases 69 to 959 code for a protein of 296 amino acids. The transcript is spliced from 7 exons. The record is from RefSeq and is a predicted model, not a curated record. NCBI's taxonomy places the organism in Eukaryota, Viridiplantae, Streptophyta, Magnoliopsida, Brassicales, Brassicaceae. Gene Ontology annotation, biological process: cytochrome b6f complex assembly.
UAUGUUUAUUUCGCUCCCAACGGCCAAAUUUUCAUCUGUAACCUCACUCCCUUGUUUGUUCGUCUGCAAUGGAAGCGAGAUUCAUCAACCAAAUUCAAAUCCCGAAAAACCCUAAUCGCAGAUUCACUCGUCCUCCCCACGAUUUCCCGCGAUUUAUCAGAGCUUCUUCUUCAACCUCACAGGAGCCGAAAAGCUACAGAGGUCCGAAACCGAGCAAGAACUUGGUGGCUGAUUUCGUUUCCAGAAACGACGACUCGGUCCGGAGCCUGCCGAUCUACGUCGGAGGCGCUUCCCUCUUGGCCGUUCUCUUCAAUCGCGCUCUUUCCGGUAUCGCUCCUGUUGCCGAUGCCAGCAGCUCACAGUCAAGAGCGGAUCUUCUGGCGCUUGGGUUGGCAGUAACCAAUUUAUUGACCGGUUUAGUCUGGUUAUCUAUCCGACCAAAGACCAUAACACCAAUAGAACCUGAAGGUGUGGACUGCAAAGUCUUGGAACCCAAUCUUCCUGCAUCAAUAGUCUCCGAGUUGUUAUGGGCUUGGGAAUCUCUUAAGGUGGCAACAUGUUGUAAGUCACUGGUUAUUGUCUACAAUGGCAUCUGCCUUAUUCAAAUCGGGAUGGCUGCUAAAUCUCCGGAAGAUAAGAAAGCAGUCGUUGUAAACACUGAUAAGCUGAUGAACGGAUCGGUUUACCAAGGGGUAAUGAAAUCAAAAGCACAAAGUUACUUGGCAAAUCUUUCUCUUUAUCCUGGGAGAUCAGAGCUGCCAUUUCUGCCUCCAAAUACACAGGCGGUGAUUUUGCAGCCUCUUGGGGAUAAAGGAGUCGCAGUUAUUGGGGGAAACACGAUUAGAGGCUUCACGUCUUCAGACCAGGCAUGGAUAUCUUCAGUUGGGGAGAAGCUAGAUGCGACAUUAGGGAGAUGUUUUGUUGAUUCGAAUGAGAGUUCCCAAGAAACAGAUCAGUAAAGGUAACACAAAAGUCAGAAAACAAUGUAAAGAACUUUGAUCAUGUGUUUACACAAAGUGGAAAUGUAAAAAUAGCUUCAAAGAAAUCAUGAAGUGUGUUUAGAGUUCA